Messenger RNA from Echinococcus granulosus, 1614 nucleotides. RefSeq names its product Serine/threonine-protein kinase NIM1. The transcript has 7 exons. Lineage: Eukaryota; Metazoa; Platyhelminthes; Cestoda; Cyclophyllidea; Taeniidae. Gene Ontology annotation, biological process: microtubule cytoskeleton organization; protein phosphorylation; intracellular signal transduction. The record is from RefSeq and is a predicted model, not a curated record. Bases 1 to 1614 code for a protein of 537 amino acids. Gene Ontology annotation, cellular component: cytoplasm. Gene Ontology annotation, molecular function: tau-protein kinase activity; protein serine/threonine kinase activity; ATP binding.
AUGCUUCUUUUAGAAAAGGUCGCUGUGAAGAUAAUUGACAAAACCAAAACUGACGCUGCAGCCCGACGCCUUAUAUUCCGAGAGAUGUCAGUGAUUGAAAGUUUAACCCAAUUAAACAUCGUCAUGGAAUACGCCGCGGGAGGAGAUCUGGAAACAAGGAUUCAAAAGAAGGGUGCUUUUACAGACUCCGAGGGCAAAAUCAUCUUCGCUCAAUUGGUCGCCGCCAUUAAGCACAUGCAUGACAACAACAUAGUUCAUCGCGACAUCAAGGCGGAGAAUGUCUUCUUCGCAGUGCGUUCACCCAUAGUGGAUCCCGAAAUGGGGGAAACCAACAAUGUGAGUGAUGCGGAAGUGCCUGAGGCCAGCACUGCUGGGGGUCCUGGGUCCGGAGGCCGUAACGACGUGCACAAAGCGGACCACAAGGCUCGUGCAACGCACUCAAGAAUGAAUUCUGAAGAUAGCAGCACAAGACAGGCGUACAACCAAUCACUUGCUUAUUCACCAGACCUCUACCGGGUCAAAAUUGGUGACUUCGGAUUCAGUAAGACAAUCACCACCGCAGACCAACACCUCAUCACAUUUUGCGGUUCACCACCCUAUGCAGCUCCGGAGCUCUUCAAUUCUUCAUCGUACUUGGGCCCUCCAGUGGACAUGUGGGCUAUGGGAGUGCUGCUCUACUACAUGUUGAUGGGUUUCCUGCCCUUCCGAGGCAGAACGGUAGGACAACUACGCAAACUCAUCCUCGAAGCCAGCUCCAGCGGCACAUUUCCUGUACCCCCGAGGGUGUCUGAGGGGGCCGCGGAGUUGAUACGAAGGCUACUAUCACGCAAUCCAAAAAGUCGACCACGUGCAGCGAAGUUGAUCGAGGAGGCUAAAAAGGCUUCAUCAACAACUCGGCCCCUGUCCAUGGAUCGGUUGGUUGCUGUCAGUACCUCCUCGUCUUGGCGUAAACGUGAACCCUGGCUGGCCCAUCAAGUCUUUCCCACUCCCUAUCCCACAGUCAGUGCUGCGGAUUCUGUUGGAGGUCUGGGAGGCUACUUACUGCUAGCGGAAGCUGGUAAAAAAGCCUCCCAAAUAAUCUUAUCAACUGCGGGGAGGCCGGAAAGACCAUUAGUUCAUAAAGCGCGUACAGAGACCAGUCCUCAACCUGGACCGACACCACGAAUCUCCAUAACACUCGCAGACUCGAGCACUGACGUGCCAGUGAACAGCACUAGCUCGGAGCCGGAGCUUUCGACGAAUGCGAGUGCUUUCGAGGAGGCUAUCGUGCAGUCAGAGAUGGAAGCGGCCAAAUUGCUGCUUCAGCUGGGGAUCUCAUCCGAUCGUCUCCGCGUGCCGCACAACAAUGAUGCCAGAAAUUCCAUCAGUGGGGCCUAUCGAAUCAUGCUACAUCAGUUGCAAAGGUAUCGAAGGCUCAGCAAUUUACCGUCUGUCCAAGACACGAACAAUAACAACGAUGAUAAUGAGCAAAAAGUGUCCACAGAAACUUCAUCGAUGGAAGAGGUCAUUCCAGCCGCCUGCAAGGGGAAGUCACGGAUGAAGAAGUCCGCUUCAGACAUUCCUGGUUCCUCAUGUAAUCGAAAGAGCACAGACAAGUCCUGCUCCCUUUUGUAA